CAGCCCUCAGCCCUCAGCCCUCAGCCUCCGGCCUGCAGCAGAGACGGAGCCCCGACAGAGCCCGAGGCCCAGCCGAGCCUCCCGGUGAGGACGGUUAUUCUGAGUGAGGGGCCUUGUAAACGUUUCUGAUUAAACCAUGAGUGUAAUCGGCUACCUGAAGACUCAGUUCAUCAUUCAUCUUUUACUUGGAUUUGUGUUCGUUGUCAGUGGCAUCUGCAUCAACUUCUUCCAACUUUGCACACUCCCCAUCUGGCCCAUCAACAAACAGCUCUAUCGACAUCUCAACUGUCGACUUGCUUACUCACUGUGGAGCCAGCUGGUCUUGCUGCUGGAAUGGUGGUCUGGCACGGAAUGUACACUUUUCACUAACCAGGCCACGGUGGACCAAUUUGGCAAGGAGCAUGUUAUUGUCAUCUUAAAUCACAAUUUUGAGAUUGACUUCCUCUGCGGUUGGGCCAUGUGUGAGAGACACGGCGUUCUGGGGAGUUCCAAAGUGUUGGCGAAGAAGGAAUUGCUUUAUGUACCUCUGAUCGGAUGGACAUGGUAUUUCCUGGAGAUUGUUUUCUGUAAACGUCGUUGGGAUGAGGACAGAGAGACAGUUGUAAAUGGACUGAAGGCAUUGCGGGACUACCCAGAGUACAUGUGGUUUCUGUUAUACUGUGAAGGCACACGUUUUACAGAGAAGAAACAUCGCAUUAGUAUGGAGGUUGCUGAAUCUAAGGGUUUGCCGAAGCUGAAAUAUCACCUGUUGCCAAGGACCAAAGGUUUUACCACCACUGUUAAAUACCUCAGGGGAACGGUUGCUGCUGUGUAUGAUGUGACAUUAAACUUCCGAGAUAACAAGAAUCCGACACUCCUGGGUAUACUGCAUGGCAAGCAGUACCAUGCAGAUAUGUGUGUCAGGAGGUUCCCUCUAGAAGAUAUUCCAGAAGAUGAGAACGAAUGUGCAGCUUGGCUCCAUAGACUCUACCAGGAAAAGGAUGCACUCCAGGAGCAAUACGUAAAGGAUGGUACAUUCCCUGGACAGCCCAUCCAGCCGAGACGCCGACCCUGGGCCUUCCUGAACUGGCUGUUCUGGGUCAUUGUGCUCCUGACUCCACUCUUUAACUUCGUGUUUGGAGUGUUUGUCAGCGGUUCUCCCGUUGUCAUCUGUUCAUUCCUGCUGUUCGUCGGAGCAGCAUCCUUCUGUGUACGAAGGCUUAUUGGAGUGACAGAGAUUGGAAAAGGCUCUAGUUAUGGAAAUCAGGAGUUUAAGAAGAGGAUGUAGAAAUAUUAAUGGAAACACUUCCGAGCUGCUUACUGAAAAUAACUCCGUGAAUUUUUUAGGAAUGUUUUGGUCUCAACUGACAGCAACUAACAGUGGCCAGGAGCCAGAAAUUGGCUGCUUCACGAUCAACUCCUGAAUGGACAGCUACACUAACCCCCUGUCCACAUUACUGACACCUACCCUCUCUCAUGGACUACACUUUACUCAGACACAAUUCUCCACUCUCAACAUCCCUCUCACUGGCUUCACCCUCAUCCUAAGUCAACUCACUCUUUACCUCGCCUUUCAUUUUUUUUUCACUAGCUUGCUAUCUCUAUCUCGAACCAUGCUCUAUUUCUCACACAGCCUCUCCAUCUCAUGUCCCUCUAACACUCUCCUCUCUCCAAUUGCUUUCAUCCUCCACUGCCUCCAUUUUAAGUUUCUGUGAUGUGUCAAAAAGUUGUGUUUUUCAGGAGAAACUGAGACCGCAAUGGUCCACUCUCAUUACUUUUGAUGAUGUCUACUGACUGAUCAUGUUACAUGCCCACACUCGGUCCUACAGUGCUGGCCUACGUCACUCCACUGACACUUCACUAAUGGAUCAGUAACCAAGGACUUGGAAUGUAAUCUGUUGUUGUUUACUGAUGUGACUGACCUACUGAAUUUCUACUUCAGGGUGGGUUUCUCUCAUCUACAAUACACAGUAGUAAUUUUCUGUCUCUGAGUGAGCAAUACAGUGACCUCUGUCUGCACACACAAACACCCUCCUCCUAUACACUUCUCCAACUCUGAGCUGAUGUUUCUUUCUCCAGCUGUUCUAGCAUCUUCUUUCGUACCCCUCAUUUCUCUUUUUCCCCCUUGUCCCUUUCACUGCCACUAAAACCAAAACUUUUGCAGAGAAUCCAGUUCUCAUUUUAAUUUAAUCAAAUUACAUAACUGAGUGUUGAAGCAUGAAGUGGAGAGAUCAAGAAGGUAAUGUGAGCCAGGGGUGAAUGUGGAUCUCUCUCCAAGUCCUUAAACUGACAGUACCCAGGAUCAGAACACAAGGACUUCUGAGGGAGCUGGAAUUGACUCAUUGCAUCUGCAUGGGGCACAGUGCUCAGAGCAUCUUCCUGUCCCAAUCUUGAGUUUAUGUUGAGCUGUGUAACCGAACCCACCUGAACCUCCCCCAAAAAAGAAAACAAAAAAUAAAAUUUGGGUCCCAGUAGAGGACAGAGUCAGAUCCUUUGAUCUGCUCAGACUGAGUGUUAUUCACUCAAUGGUCUGAUGGAGGUUGAAGGAAAGUUCUACCCCUAAUAAAACAUCCCCAGUUAUCCGGUUUUGUUUGAAUCCUGGCAGCAAUUAUUACCUUCCUCCUCACUUCCUGAUCCCAGUGGAGCAGAUCUGUAUUCUCCACUGGGACUGUUCUGCUGUUAACCCAGAACUGGAAUCAGGGGAAAUGUUGCAGAUCAGGAGAUGAUCCAAGUCAAUAUUCAGGAAAGCACCUUAUGGAUUAUCCAUGAGAAAGCAAAGCUUCACGGUGGAUUCCACUGAUAGCAGGAAUCUGGGCAAUGAACAGCAGGCUGCCAAGUAUUCACUGGAAUUGAGUGAACCAGAAACUAAUUGCAGUUUUUGCAUGUAUCUUUUUGCAUGUAUUUUUAAUCUUUGACAAACUCCAUUUUGGGGGUCUUUGCGUACCCUCUUGUUUUAAUCCCACACUAAUACCUCCUUUACACUCUGAAUAUUAAGUGUUAAAAACUUCUGACUGCUCUGAGUUUGGAUCACAGUCAAGUCCCACUUGUUACUCUCCUUAAAGGAUUGAACAGCUUCAUCCUUUGAGGUAACUCUAUUCCAUAACGGAGAAGCUGCCUCUGUAUGUCUGCAUUCUUUGCGCAUCUCUGUUUCUGUGGCACCUGCUUUUACUCAGUCUGGGUGGUAUCUAUUUUCAGAUGCUAGCCCAAACAGAUUUCAGGCUCAGAGUUUAAGUGGAUGAGCUGGAAAACAGUAGCUCUGUAAUAAAAUGAAAGUCUCCUAGGAUUGUAUCUGUCACUUGCACCUUUCUCAAAAAGGGCUAGUGUUCAGCUGAGUACUAUGAAUCUGAUCAGAGUUGUUGCUGAGUUAUAUUUUUUUGAAAGAAAACCUAGUUACAGUUACUGGUCACCUCUGCAAAUUGACCUGAAUUUAACUGAAUAACUGACUUGACUGUGCAGACCCCCCACCCAACCCUUUACAUGCCCUGGACCAGCUCCCUCCCCAGCCUGGGUGCAGGUUAAUCCUAACCAUUUCUCCAAAGUGUGCAGCCCUCCUCAAAAGAGUUACACUGUGAGCAGGAGAGUGAGCUGCCCAUGAGUGGAUUUGCUCAUGUACAUUUUAGAUGAAUGGGGGAAGGACGAUUCAAAAUAAAAAUAAAACCUACACAUUUUGGUGCGAUGAAAGGGCAAACACCAGAAAUUCAUAAAAAAUAGAAGGCACAAUCGUGGACACAAAAAUACUGGGGACGUGUGGCUGCUUAAUAAUCCAACCUCAGCUGGAUUGUAAUGAUUGCAAACCAGUUUAAUUGUGGGAUUAAAACUGCCCAUAGUUGAGCUGGGAGGUGGUGUGUGUUGCAGGUAUGGGUAACCUGCAUACAGAAGUAAGCAAAAACUCAAUUAAUUCCUUUGAGGGAACAGUGGACACAAGCCUUUAAAGUGCAAGUCUGAAUAGACUGUGGUCUAAGCCAGCGAUGUGACCAGUUUGUCUCACUGGGAUUGCAAGCUGCUUGCAGCAACAUUGGCUUUGGUUGAGUUUUGUUUUCACAAUUCCUUGCUUUGUAACAAAAGCAGCACGCAAGAACGUGGUAAGGUAGGAGCAUCAUUUCAAGCUUGUUAAUACAUCAUUCUGUACUCUGAGAGGCAGCUGUAUGCUGUCUAGCCAUUUUUGUCCUUCCUAUGAACAGUCAGUGCAGAUUGUAGCUGUACAUCCUGUGCUGUCCCUGUCCUUUGAGUGUUUGAUGGGGACAGUGUAGAGGGAGCUUUACUCUGUAUCUAACCCCAUGCUGUCCCUGUCCUGGGAGUGUUUGAUGGGGACAGUGUAGAGGGAGCUUUACUCUGUAUCUAACCCCAUGCUGUCCCUGUCCCAGGAGUGUUUGAUGGGGACAGUGUAGAGGGAGCUUUACUCUGUAUCUAACCCCAUGCUGUGUCCCAGUCCUGAGAGUGUUUGAUGGUGACAGAGUAGAGGGAGCUUUACUCUGUAUCUAACCCCAUACAGUAUGUGUUAUAGGAGUGUUUGAUUAGGACGUUUGUAGAGGAAGUUUUACUCUUAACCCUGUAUCUGUACUCCCAGUAUACUUGGAUUAAAAACCCCUCAUGGGGUGAGGUUUGUUUAUUGCCAUUUUCUCCUACAGUCACACACCGUCUUUUAGCAGCCCUGACUCUGAAUGUUUGUUUGUUCUUCCCUCUGUUAAACCGUCCUGAAUAAUGUUAAUGUGGCCUGGUGUACCUGUUAGUGAGGUUUUACUGUACACUGGAGCCAUGGGGUUUGUGUAUGUUGGAGUUUUGCAUUGAUGAAUCAGUGUAUGAACAGUUACUUGAAUGGGGCAGGAUCCUCUGUUUUCCUGUCAUUUGGCCUGUGGCCCUGAGCAUUUGUUUCUCUCCAUUUUGCAUGUUCUGCUAAAUAUAUACAAGGACUUUCAGGGAUUUAAAACAUUGAACUGGAUGAAUCAUGCACCAGCUUCACCAGACUGGGCUGGAAGCUGCGUAUAACCUUGCAUUUCAGAAUAAACAAAUAAGCCGUUCCAAUCA
Rhincodon typus (whale shark) is the source of this 5004-nucleotide messenger RNA. It is a transcript of the gene agpat3, whose product is annotated as 1-acylglycerol-3-phosphate O-acyltransferase 3. Lineage: Eukaryota; Metazoa; Chordata; Chondrichthyes; Orectolobiformes; Rhincodontidae. The transcript is spliced from 9 exons. Gene Ontology annotation, cellular component: endoplasmic reticulum; endomembrane system. The coding region runs from base 137 to 1267 and encodes 376 amino acids. Gene Ontology annotation, molecular function: 1-acylglycerol-3-phosphate O-acyltransferase activity. The record is from RefSeq and is a predicted model, not a curated record.